Molecule: messenger RNA, 333 nt
Organism: Striga asiatica
Lineage: Eukaryota; Viridiplantae; Streptophyta; Magnoliopsida; Lamiales; Orobanchaceae
Source: the annotation of a GenBank genome assembly
AUGUCAUCGACGGCGGACAGGGAUCCACGUGUCGUCCCCGUGACCGUGACGAUCGACGUCUGCACGGUGCAGCAAGACGGCGAGGAAUUGGACGCCGCCGUGGAUCGAGCGAUUACGACUGAGAAUCUGCUGCCUGUGCUAUUUUUCGACAUCGAUCAAGUUGUCAGGGAGAUUUCCUUUGAUGGGAGGGGCAUUCCCUGUACGCUGGCGUAUUUCGUCUGUGAAGAUAUGGUGAGGUUCAGAUUGGAGGAUGUCGAGUUGAGCUUGGGCUUGAUGAGGAGCUGCCCGAUAUGCUGGCGGGCCCCAACACUCGGGGCCCAAUUAUCGACAUAG